AGUGAUUGAUUGAUGGCGUGCGUGCGUGCGUGCGUGCGUGCGUGCGUGGAGAGAGACAGAGACACGGACGCGGACACUGAUAGGCCUGUGAGCCGCAAGACACAGGUGUGGACACCGACUGCGCGGUGGGACCAGUGUGACCUGCGUGAAGGAAGCCGCUGCGACAAGGGACAGAGCUCCGAGCAUCGCGGUCGUCCUUGUGAUAUGCAUGUGCCACCAUGCCCAGUGUGUGUUACGUUGGAUGUGGAAACCAUGGAAGCUCUGGGAGUAUUGAACACGACAGUCAGGAGCCCUGCUUCCAACCUGAGUCACCACGUGCCUGUGGACGUGUCCUCCCCCCUGAACGGACGCUACACGGGAACAACAGCUUUCCUGCUUUGACUCUGUCAUUACAGUGCCUGUCACCUGCAGUCACCACCGUGAGACGGAUGGCCAGGUGUCUGUCCUGACUAGGAGCCGGCUACGAGCAUGGGAACAGACGAUGUUGUGUGACUCUCUUCCUGCCCCUUCCUGACUCUAAUGAUGGCCGGACUUAUUUCAGUACUCUACCUCAUUCUCUGAAUGUGGACCAUCAAAGGAGGAAAGGAUGCCGGCAGCCCGAGGGAAAUCAAAAUCCAAGGCACCGGUGACUUUUGGGGACUUAGCCAUCUACUUCUCACAGGAGGAAUGGGAAUGGCUGAGUCCCAUUCAGAAAGAUCUGUAUGAAGAUGUCAUGUUGGAGAACUACCACAAUCUGGUCUCAGUUGGUCUUGCCUGCCGGAGGCCAAAUGUCAUCGCCUUGUUGGAGAAAGGGAAAGCACCGUGGAUGCUGGAACCAUCAAGAAGGCGCCGGGGUCCUGAAUCAGGCUCUAAGUAUGAGACCAAGAAGUUACCACCAAAUCAAUGUAACAAAUCUGGGCCAACCAUCUGUAAGGAACCAACUUCUUCACAACAAAAGGUUCCCACAGAGAAGGCAAAACAUAACAAGAAUUCAGUCCCAAGAAAACCCAAGAAAGAACAUUCAGGCACAAAAUCUUUCAAGUGUAAUCUUUGUGGGAAAACCUUUUUUCGAAGCUUAUCUCUUAAACUUCAUCAAGACUUUCACACUGGAGAGAGGUCUUAUGAGUGCAGUACCUGUAGACAAGGCUUCAGGCAGAUCUUGUCCCUCAUGACUCAUCAGAGAGUUCACAAUCGGAAUAAAAGCUAUGAGUGUGAUAAGUGUGGGGACAUUUUUAAUAAAAAGUUAACUCUUCUGAUACAUAGAAGAAUUCAUAAUGGAAAGGAAAAUUUUCACCAUGAGAAGGCCUCAGAUUCAUGCCUCUCUCUCAGUCUACCCCAUGACAAUCAUACGACUGACAGCAUUCACCAGUGCGGAAAAUGUGGGAGAGUCUUCAGCAGGAGGUCAUCACUUUUACUUCAUAAGAGGAUUCACAACAGAAAGAAAAUACAAAAAGACAAUAAAUACGGGAGAGGCUUCAAAAAGAAGACAGUCCUUGUACAUAAAACAGUUUGCACUGGAAAGAAAACUCAAGAAAGUAAGGCGGCCUUAAUUCAAGGUCCGAGGCAGAAAAUGUGCCAGUCAGAAAACCCGUUUUUGUGUAGGAAGUGUGGGAAGUCCUUCGGGAGGGUCUCAGGGCUAAUGCUUCACCAGAGGGCUCACACGCAGGGCAACCCCUACAAGUGCGGUAGGUGUGGGGAAGACUUUGGACGGCUCUCCACCCUCAUUCUGCACCUAAGGACCCACAGUGGGGAGAGGCAGUUUAAAUGCAACAAGUGUGAGAAGGUGUGCAAUCGCCUUUCAUCCUUUAUUCAGCACCAGAAAAUUCAUAAAAGGAAAAAGAAACUCAUUCAGUGCAAGGAAUGUGGGAAGAUGUUUGGUGGGAUGAAAAACCUUAAAGUACAUCUCAACAUCCAUUCGGAAGAGAAGCCCUUCAAGUGCAAUAAGUGUAGUAAAGUUUUUGGCCGUCAGUCAUUUCUUAGUGAACAUCAGAGGAUCCAUACUGGCGAGAAGCCCUAUCAGUGUGAGGAAUGUGGGAAGGCCUUCAGUCACCGGAUCUCUCUGACCCGACAUAAGAGGAUUCACAGCGAGGACAGGCCGUACGAGUGUGACCUGUGUGGGAAGGCCUUCAGCCAGAGCGCUCAUCUUGCACAGCAUGAAAGAAUUCACACUGGAGAGAAGCCUUACGUGUGCAAGAUAUGUAAGAAGUCCUUCACUCAGCGCAUAUCCCUCAUUCUACAUGAAAGAAGUCACACUGGGGAGAAACCCUAUGAGUGUAAUGAAUGUGGGAAGGCUUUCAGUAGCGGCUCGGACCUUAUCCGACAUCAGAGAAGUCAUUCUUCAGAGAAACCGUAUGAAUGUGGCAAAUGUGGUAAAGCUUAUAGUCGGAGCUCGUCUCUGAUUCGACAUCAGACUACACAUUCGGAGGAAACAUCCUAAAGCUGCCACUGAAGCUGAAAAAGCUAACAGGGUACAGAGAGGUGUUCAGAGACAUGGAGCGUGUGAGUGUUCUUGACUUAUGAUGAUGUGUGUCCCAAACGAAAUAUAUACUUAAUAUCCCUGACCUGCCAAAUGUGAUCACCCAGCAGCACGGUGUAAGGUGGAGUCCCAGGUGUCCACUCUCCUGACUGUGUGGCCUCCCGGAAACCGCGGCCUGGUCCUGCCGCCCAGCAUUGCCAGAGUUAUCAUCCUGCUUGUCAUCAGCCUAGGGAAAGAUCACAAUUUGACCCAAUUCCUAGUCGAAUGGAUAUUGUUUCUGUACCAUCAGAAGGCUGAAAAAUCAUAAAUUGUCAAUCAUUAAUUGGAGGAUGGGAAUGAUCUGCCAAACACAUGUUUUGUGUAUGUGGGGCCACGUUAUAUUUUCCCUUUGGAAGCUGAAGGGCAAGAGCAGUCAGUAGAUUCUGAAGAAGGUCUGGGAGCAGCUGAGGUAUGCUCAGAAUUUCGGAGCAGGGUUUGUGAAUGAAACUGUAUUUCAGUAGACAUUUCAUUUUUAGUGUAGUGUGCAUGUCAUAUCAUUGGAUACAUAAAGUGAACCGGAACUACAAAGUUCAUUUUUCUGGAUGGAACUUUGAGCCUUAGUUGAGGUCCCAGGAAAAUAGAGUGUUAAGUCCAACAGGCAAACCAGGCAAAGCAGGGUGCCUUUUCCUGACAGAUCUGUGCUGGGGUGAGAAUGAAGAGAGUGAGUCUUUAGUUGCUAGAAACUGUAGUUACAGUGGGUGUGGAGCAGUAGUCAGUACCACACUGCCUCCAUGGCUGUGAAGAUACACUGUGAAAAUUUACUAAGACAGGCUGGGGACUUGGGCAGGAGAUACUGAAGAAUGAGGAACUUCAGAGCAGGGAGAAGCUAUUUUUUACUUUUUUUUACUUGAAAAUAAAUCAUCUAUAUUUAUAUAAGUAAACGGUGUUUUCAUAUAAUACUUCUAGUUGCUCUACAAAAAGUUACUCUUGACAUAUAUGUUUGGGUUUUUACAGUCUGGAUAUUUGUGCCACCCCAAAACUCAUGUGUUGAAGCCCUAACCCUUCAAUGUGAUGCUAUUUUGAAAUGAGAUUAAUGGAGUUGUGGAGCGGCUGGGCCCUUUUGAUGUGUUUAUUGAUCAGAGACACCAGAGGGCGUUGUCUCCUGUGCUAUGUGAGACACAAGCAGGCCCUCUGCAAACCAAGGAAGAAACCUCAGCAGGACCUGGCCAGUUUGCUGCCCUCGCCUUGAAUUUCCAGCUUGUGGAGGAGCUGUGAGGACCUGAGUCGGCGUCUGUGGUGCUGUGUCACAGCAGCUCAAGCUGGAGCUCGUGGAAGAACUCCUGGGUUAAGGUACUGGCUGGUUUCCUUUGACCUGUCCAACAUGCUUGAUAUUUAUUUUUUGUCCCCUUUUCCAGCUUCUGUAAGCUAUAUAAGAAAUAAAGUCUGAGUUCUUUUGUGUGAUUA
Molecule: messenger RNA, 3898 nt
Organism: Apodemus sylvaticus (European woodmouse)
Lineage: Eukaryota; Metazoa; Chordata; Mammalia; Rodentia; Muridae
Gene: Znf667
Product: zinc finger protein 667
Exons: 6
Coding region: 587-2416 (609 amino acids)
Biological process (GO): negative regulation of transcription by RNA polymerase II
Molecular function (GO): DNA-binding transcription repressor activity, RNA polymerase II-specific
Source: RefSeq, a predicted model, not a curated record